Molecule: messenger RNA, 385 nt
Organism: Amoebophrya sp. A25
Lineage: Eukaryota; Dinophyceae; Syndiniales; Amoebophryaceae
Source: the annotation of a GenBank genome assembly
AUGUUGAAAAAGAAAACCCUAGGAAAAAUGUGGCGCAUGCGGGAGUGUCUAGCGAUACCCCGUCAAAGCGCGGCGAGUUUGAUCACGCAGAAGUUUGCGUUAUUUUCCUCCGUAGCGGCGCGGGCACCAAGUACGAGAGUACGCAAACGAGUGAUGCGGGGUGAUCGCGAAGCUUGCCAGAAGUCCCUCGCAUCCGGUUUGCCCCCUGCAUCGUGGAUUGAUGCAGACUCAAUGUCGAGGUCGGGUAGCCGCCAGAACAACAACUCACGUGAUGCCACGGUAUUCGUUCGCAGUGCGCUAAGCCGAUUUGACGACAUGUUCGAGAUUUUUGCGCUGCCGCGAUGCAGCAGGGGUAGCUUUUUGAUCCGUUACAGGAGACGCUGCC